Dunckerocampus dactyliophorus (ringed pipefish) is the source of this 5472-nucleotide messenger RNA. It is a transcript of the gene nxph2a, whose product is annotated as neurexophilin 2a. The record is from RefSeq and is a predicted model, not a curated record. Bases 1721 to 2509 code for a protein of 262 amino acids. The transcript is spliced from 3 exons. Gene Ontology annotation, molecular function: signaling receptor binding. NCBI's taxonomy places the organism in Eukaryota, Metazoa, Chordata, Actinopteri, Syngnathiformes, Syngnathidae.
GAACAUUAACAAAAUGCUGGUGUCCACAACUCACAUUUUGUAUUUCAGAAUGCAUUUCUUUCUACUGUUCUUUCAUUAUUAACUGAAAACCUGAAUGAAAAGCAGGCUUGCGGGCACCUCAUGUGGUCGUGGGGGGCUACCUGGUGCCUGUUCCCUGUUCUAAACCAACCCAUGUAGGUGUGCAAAGACCUUUUUGGAAAAAAACAGCCUGCAUCUCAGCUUUGCAUUACCAGUGUGAAACAGUUUUUGCAGAUGUUUUAUUUUCACAAAUAUUGUUCUUUUUGUACAGUUUUUCAUAUUUUUUUGAUUUUCUCAUAGUAUUUUGACUUUUUUAUUGUAAUAGUAUAACAUUUUCCCAGCCUGUUUUUCCAAAAAUUGCAGCUUUAUUUGAUUUGUUCCUCAUCUUCAGAUGUUUUUUUUUCUACAUGUCACCUUGCUAUUUUUUUCCUCUUAAUAUUAUGACUUUAUUCUCCUCAUCUAUUGUACACAGUGGGAAGCAUAAUGAGUCAUGUGGCGGGCACAGAGGGCUACCCUUUUGACGCAACCUUCCUGAACUAUUAUAAUUUGCAUCAUUGCAUGUAUGACAAACACUAUAAUUUAAGUUGAACUUUAAAUCAUUCAUUAGCAGGCAUUAUAUGAGGCUGCGUAUUGCUCUCAGGUAUUAAUGCUUCUUUACAGUGAUGUCUUCUGUGCAGAUAACAUUUUGGACAUGCAACAGAGACACUUUUUUUUUUUUUUUUUUUACAACAAAUUAAAUGUUUAUCUUCUGCAGGCUAUUCCUGCCAUAGAGUUAAUUGAAGGACGCCAAGGUAUUUUCUGGAAGAGUCAAGGACGAUACUGUAUAUUUUAAGGUACCACGUAAUGAAUACAUUUUUUUAUUAUUUUUUAUUUCAUUAUCUUAAUUGAUUUUAAUUAUUGUAUAUUUUGCUUUAGUGUAUAUUUUAUUGUACUUAUAUAGUACGAUGUCUAUGAUUGACCACAUGGGGGCGCCAAAGCCCUAUGUCUCGCCAAAGGCUUGUUGCGAAUGAACGCCUCUUCAGCACUCAAUUGACCUUUUGCUCUCAAUGAGGGGUCAAGCGGGCUUUAAAUUAACACACACAUCUUUGUAUUGAAUGAGUGAUGUCGCAGCGCAUAAAUCAUAUUUAAACAUUUUUUGUGUGUGGGGGGGGGAGCAAAAACGCGACAUGUAAGAUUACAGCAAAGGCGUUUUAAUUGGAUUUGUCUGUGAUAUCAUUAUUAAAGUAGACAAGGAGCAGGCAGGAGUAGGGGGUGCCGUGAAAGGGUUAAAUCUCAGUCGACGUGUUUCUCAGCAGAAGGUGGUAACAGUGUGACUGUAGAUGUUUGGAUGUGGGACUGGCUCAGUGUGGAAUGUGGAGACGCGCUGAGUGGAGAGAAGCGCACGGUGCGCACUGUGGGAUACUUCACUUGACAUCCGCCUUUUACCCGCGCGUUUGUCGGGAUUGAGUAGCGGGAAGGAUCAUUUCCUCUGUUGGUGUGAUGUUUGGAGCGUUGUGUGAAGGGUCAGUGUAGCUCUUCUUUGUAGGGAAGCAGAUUUUUUUGGACACUUUGAGUCAAAGUGGAUGGAACAAGGACCAAUUUAUCAAUUAAGUGCGCAAUUACAUUAAGCAAAAAAAAAGGUGACCACAGAGAUGGUUGAGCUGCAAAUCUUCACAUCUUCAAGAGGAUCUUAAAUAAAUACACCCCCGAUAAGUCACGCAAGAUGGGAGCUCUGCAAAUAUUCCUCUUUUUUCUCCUCCUGCAUCAGGUCUCCUGCAGGAAAGUACGUGGGGGAGCCACAGAGCUCAUCGAGUGGGGGGAUGGUACACACGAACAGACGUCUCCCACAGGGGCCAGUCCGCGGAUCCUCAACCCCUUGCGUCUGUUUGCAAGGGCCUCCCCGGGGUUCAAGAGCAACGUGAGGGAAAUGUCAUAUUUACAGAACACGGAGGACUUCUGGGACUGGUUAUCUAACCAGACAGAUGUUCAGGAUCCCCAGGCCAGAACUAAACGCAGGCCCAUCGUCAAGACCGGCAAGUUCAAAAAGAUGUUCGGAUGGGGCGACUUCCACUCCAACAUCAAGACGGUCAAACUCAAUCUGCUGAUCACAGGCAAGAUCGUGGACCACGGCAACGGCACCUUUAGCGUUUACUUCCGCCACAACUCCACGGGUCUGGGCAACGUGUCGGUGAGCCUGGUGCCGCCCUCCAAGGUGGUGGAGUUCGAGAUGGCCCAGCAGUCCACGCUGGAAACCAAAGACACCAAAUCCUUCAACUGCCGCAUUGAGUAUGAGAAAACGGACCGCAACAAGAAGACGGCUCUGUGUAGCUUCGACCCAUCCAAGGUGUGUUACCAGGAGCAGACACAGAGUCACGUCUCCUGGCUCUGCUCCAAGCCCUUCAAGGUCAUAUGCAUCUACAUAGCCUUCUACAGCGUGGACUAUAAACUGGUGCAGAAGGUGUGUCCUGACUACAACUACCAUAGCGACACACCUUACUCCUCAACAGGAUGACCGCUGAGACUUUUGUCUGACCUUUAAAUCACCGUCACGUCAAACUCUAAACUCCUUUCUCCUCCACUCACCUAAAUAGAACCUGAGCAGGAAGCCAUUCCAAAAUGGUUGUGAGAUACUUCCAACAUGUUCUCACCAGAGUUUCAGCCCUGCUUCCACCCAGCAAGUUUUUCCAGUGUAACAGACCACUUUUCAUUGGGAUACCAUUUGGAGUGUUAGGGUACAAUACAAUACAGUAGAUUCCUGCUUUUCACGGGGGUUACCGCCAGCAAAUGGCAAAAAUCUGCGAGUAAUUGAUACACCAAUAAAAAUGUCUAUUUUUGAGACACGGCUCACUCCUUCCCCUCCAAACCCUCCUGCUAGCUUGACGUUCUCUUCCGAUUAUAAAAGUAAAGAAUCAAAGUGACUGGCCCUCCCCUUCUCUCUUCAAUUGCCAUUGUAAACUCGCAACUUAAUCCAGGUUUAAGACCUAAAAAUGCCUCACACAUUUUAAAAUCUAAAAUGUAUCAGUACUCAAAAAGUAAUGAAUGAUAAUGUGUGAUGAUUCAUGAACAGAUGGAAUCGGCACCACGGUGUAGCCUUUGGCGUGGUCGUCAGGCUAAGGCUAGCGGAUAACAGACUAGCGAAAGUGCUUCUCCAAGCCACCUCUACAUAAUCGACGAUUUCCAAUCAUAUAUUAACUUGUGUUCAGGCCGAAUUGACUAUCAAGCUAGUGCGGUACAGCACGCAACUAUGGUGUGUUCAAGGGCCGCCGAACAAAGUCUGAAAUAUCAACGUCUGCCGAAAAAACAUGAUCAGCGAAGGAUAAAGACAUAAACAUGUAAAAUACUGUGGGCUCUUUAACAGUGGUACAUGUAUACUAUACAUUUUACUUGUAUUAUCCCGUAUUUAUAAGUUAUUACUGACUUAGGGUGAUUGAGAUGUCUUUGCAAAAAAUAAAUAAUAGGCGCAAUAUUGAACGAAAACCAAAACGGUAUACAAAAACCCAGGCAAAAUUUUCCUCAAAAACCCGAAUCAUACAAAAAGUGGUGUGUUCGAAAACCAGGGUUUCAUCACAUUUUAUACAAAUUCCCUUUCAAAGUCAAAAAUGUUCACUUCAUUCAAAUUAAUUUCUAUAAAUAACUAUACAUCCACGCAACGUUGCCUAAGUUGUGCAACUCUAAUUAAGAUUAGGGUCUAUGGUGGAUUCCCACGCUUUCGUGAUUCAGCAUUUACGGCCCCGCAAAUUUUGAGGAUUUUUGGUUAACUUUUUAAUUUUUUUUCUCAUAAAAUAGGUCAGAAUCCAGCUGGAACCAAUGACGGCUUGUCUUAAAUGUAACUACGACAAAAAGUGUAUGAAUGCUUGGUGUCUUACCCACGAAUUCACGCAAUUUUUUUCUCAUUUUUUUGUGUUUUUUUAUGUACAUAUUAUAUUUGUAUUUUUCCUCUGAAAAGAGUCUGUUUUUCCGCAGAAUAAAAUACAUCUCAUUCACCAUAAGUCAGUAAUAAUUGAUGCAUAUGUGAUAAUACAGGUAAAACGCUUCUCUGAUGAUGUUUUUUCGUCAAGCGUUGAGAUUUUGCACUUUGUUUGGCGGUUCUUGAACGUAUCACUGUGAGACACAAGUGGGCGAGGUACACCCUGGACUGGUCGCCAGCCGAUCGCAGGGCGUAUUUAUACAUGUUAUACUGUCGUUUAAAAAUGCAUGUAAUAAAGAAAAGGGCAAUAAUAAUAAUAACAAUUACAACAGUCAAUUUUAUUUUUUACUUAUAUAAUCGGAGGAGAACGUCAAGCUAGCAGGAGGGUUUGGAGAGGGAGGAGCGAGCUGUGUGUAAAAAUAGGUAUUUUUAUGGACAUCUCAAUUACUACUUUUGCCAUUUGCUGGUGGUCCCGGAAGGGAACCCCCAUGAAGAGCAACCUAAGGAUCUACUGUAUUCUCUUAUUUAUUUUGAAGAUUUUUCAAGCAAUCAAACAAUUAAUAGUGUCAUUAGUAUUCGAGUUAGGCUGUGGAUUGACAGCUUGAGAAUAGCUUUCACCAUCCACCCUCCCAGCAAAGCACUGCUAAUUAUUAUGUUGUCCAGAUGUUGCGGGGAAGCCGAGGCCACACGCAGGCAAGUUGGAGGUGAAAACGGCUCCCUCCCCGCCUUCUAAACAUCACGUAUGGCACGAAACGUGGCUCCGUGUGCGCUCGCAUUUAUUCUUACCUUUUCACUGAACACAAUGGCGAUGAUUUUAAAAAGCUUUGACCAAUGCGUGUCUGGAUAAUAGACGCACUUUGACAGCCGCUGUCCAAUGAGCCGAAUGAAAGUCAAAUGACGGAUUGACGCUAGCAUGACGUGAGAAAAGGAGCCAAGCAAGUGGAGUUGAAGAGAAUAACGGUGAAUCAUUAACAUCACGGGCUCCUGCUUGCCAAAUGUCUAACUGACGUCUUAAUUCUCCGCCAUCAUCAUCAUCGUCAUUAUAUCGCACGUGUGCGUGCUGAAAGCGGUCUGUUCGCCCGAUGAACAUGAAGGCAUCACGUGGCGUUCAAGUGUCAGGAGAGGAGACAAUAAUCAGCACUUUGUCAGCCGCCCUGACAUCACCUGGAAAAUGUCAUGUCAGGAAGUCUUUCCAUGUGAGGAGUAAAACACAUCUGGAGACGGAACGAGGACAUGUUGACGCUUUGGUGUAAAAGUGGAACAUCUGGUCUCGUAGUGAGGUGCGGAACGUGCUUUGACUGUUCAGCACAGUUAGAGGCCACGCGUGGAAUGACUUCGUCUGACUGUGCUCCCUGUCUUUUCCACAUCAUGUAAAGAUCCUCAUAUGCUCACUUCCUUAUACUCCCACACAUCUUAGGUAUCUUAGAUGCAGUCAACUUCAGGAUUUACGUACUUUAAAUGGCGUUUUUUUUUCCUUGACGUGUGAAAAAAAAGGAGACAAACGUUUAUUAGAUGGAGGGGUUUUUUUGCCCACCGUGUGUUGUGGUAAAAACGGUAACAGAUCGAGC